Orbicella faveolata is the source of this 2526-nucleotide messenger RNA. Its product is annotated as trace amine-associated receptor 7f-like. Lineage: Eukaryota; Metazoa; Cnidaria; Anthozoa; Scleractinia; Merulinidae. The record is from RefSeq and is a predicted model, not a curated record.
GGUGGACAAUUGUUUUAGUUUGCUGCGGGAAUACUGGCUAGCGGACCAAAAAAUUACCUUAUUUCCGAUAAUAUACCGACAAAUGUUCGGAAAUUGUGCUUGAAAAGCACUAUCCACUUGUGUGGUAUAUGCUAAUCCAUGAUAUUUAGCUGCUUCUAUUGUUCUGUAUUUAUUGUUUUCAUCGUUAAGAACUUUUGUCGAACUGCUUUUUUUUAAUUCUUUGCCAAAAAAACAAACAAACAAAAAGGGGGAUGACAAUUUCCACACCAUUAUUUUCAUCGUAUAUUUCACUUUGGCAACUGAUAUACUCAACAUAACAAAUCCAGCACUGAAGCAGGUAACACCGUCAACAUGGAGUUGAACGAUACAGAGAUGCAAGCCAACUCGUCCUCCAAGGACAGGUCAGUGUUUUAUUGUCCAAAAGCACCAGACUUAACGUGGGAUUUAAAUGAAACCACUUUCCCUUGGAUUUUAGUCGGCAUGAAAUCCUUUGCCUCUCCCGCGAUCAUUUUCUUGAACGCACUCGUGGUCCUAAUUGUAAAGCGAGAUAAACGAUUCCAGAAAAACUCGUACAUCCUGUUAUCUAGCCUGGCUGUUGCAGAUCUCCUAGUAGGAGUUGUAACUAUACCUUUCUCCGGCAGUAUUGAUUUGUUACUUGCCCUACAAGUUUUAUUAGAGCAUGUCUGUGUUCUAGACCUUAUCAAUGUGUACUCGAUGUACUGUAUUUCCUGGUGUGCACUGUACCAUUUGACCGCAAUCGCCUGGGAGAGGUACGUGGCCAUACGAAAGCCGAUCGAGUACGUGAUCAUUGCGACUAAAAGCCGCAUCUUAAAGGUUAAGAUCACCGUCUGGCUGGCUGCAAUCCUCUCAACGAUUCCACCCCUUAUAAUGGAAAUCGCCGGUGUCGAUAUCCGUUUCGUUGACAUCUGGGUUACCGCCGCGAGCCUGGGUGGAGCGCUUUCUCUAAUUGUGUUGGCAUAUUUCUACAUCCAAGUGUACCUUGGAGUGCGAAAAAGCAUGCUCAAGAAAAUCAGCAAAGUAACAGUCCUGGUUCAAGCUAAGCAAGACAAGAAAGUGGCCAAGACAACUGGCUUGCUAACCCUCGUGCUGCUGUUGUCGUUCGUCCCAGGGAUUGUUGUCAGUAGUUCAGUGGCCCUGCGUACAAGUACGAGUAUCCGAGUGUCCGAGUUACUCAUGCAAGUAAGCUCUCUUGUGAAUCCGCUGCUGUACUGCUACAGAGAUCUCCGCUUCAGGAAAGCCGCGCUAGAGCUGUUAAGAAUGAAAAAGCCUCCCGCGGUGCAUCCAGGCACUACUGGUGGCGUGUGUGCUGUCCAACGAAAGGAUCCACGUUCGGGUUCCCAAGGAAAAACCUCAGCCGUGGUGAGACAGCGAAACCUGGGAACACCACGCCCAUUGGAAAGGUCAGCAUCCUGCGACCCACGUGACUUGGGUUACAUUUACGCUCAUCAAAGAUCUGAAAUGGCCCUGAAAAGAUCCGCGUCAGAUCCAUCGCUUGUCCAGUUAAACAGGUUAUUGCGUGAUUCACAGACACAGCAGCACCCUAAUGUCGUGAUAAUAACUGCGACAGUCCAUGAUGGAAGACGCCCGCAGCGACCCAAGGCGAGUGUUGCUGAAUUGCCGAAAAAUGCUGCAACCUACAAUGCACGGAACAAGCUAUCAACACUAGAUCACGAUCGAACUCGUGUAUUGAUGCCCCGACCUUCGCGAAAGGUGGCCGCCUUAAUCACCAAAACGUGAAAGAGGAAUUUUGUCUGCAGACUGGGGACGAAACCACUGUUAUCAGGGGAAGAAAUCGCCCUGAAUCGACGACAACUUCAGGAUUUACAACAAAGUUGUGAGGUGACUUCUUGAAUUCGCUGUUCUUUGAUCUGAUGGCGGAGUAACAGAGCCUUUGUGAUAAGUCCGACUGCACCGUAGACUACGGUUAAACUGUGUUUAUUUCAAAAAGUUAAUUUAAAGUUAGCGAGAAAAGAUGUACGGAUCAUAAUCAACUUAUUAUAUAUUCUCUGGAUAACUUAUUUCAGCUGAAAAGGCUGUGUAGAUUGCAUGUUGCGUGUAAAAAGUCGGGCUCCGUUGACGCAGCUAUCCCAGCGUAUCUUUUCACUUUGGUUUCUAAAAUUGUUCUUAAGAAAGAUUUUUUGUUGAUUCAACAAAUAACUCUCUGCAUUCCUUAAAGAAACCCCAUAUAAAUAUACUGACCUCGAUGUUUGGGAAACUCUUUCUGUUUGCACGACUUGUGUAAAAAUUUCUGUUCGCAUCUGAAUUACUUUUAAUUCAACUUCAUUAAACUCGAAGGACCGCAAUUCCAAUUCAAUCGCAAUUCAAAUGGGGCGGGAGAAAGAAAUCUGUCUCUGUUUUUUUUUUUUCUGUACUCAUAGAUUUAAUUUUUUGGAUUUAAACAUUCACCACACGCAAAUUCAAGAAAAAUUAAAAAAAAGAUAUAUAGAUUUAAGUGAGCCUUGAAUUGUUAAACAUCAAAUUUAUCACACCUUGCAUAAUUUUAGG